This is a messenger RNA of Podospora bellae-mahoneyi, 351 nucleotides long. RefSeq lists its product as uncharacterized. Bases 1 to 351 code for a protein of 116 amino acids. The transcript is spliced from 3 exons. Lineage: Eukaryota; Fungi; Ascomycota; Sordariomycetes; Sordariales; Podosporaceae. The record is from RefSeq and is a predicted model, not a curated record.
AUGUUCUUUCCUCUACGACUGAGGUGCCCACAGUCUGGACUCUGUCUGGAGGCUUGCGGCUUGCACCGCCUUACAAGACACCAAGGUCUCCCAGUAUCUGGCCAACCGCACAACGCCCAAAUAAAUCCCAUCCACCAGACCAGCGCAACCGCCCUGCCGGCCGACUCCCUCGACUUUGGAGCUAAAGCCACAAGUGACGACGGCCCGGAGCGAACCCCUCACCACCGAACACAGCACCACACUUUCCGCUGCCAAUUCCUCCAACCGACCACCGGUCCCUCGCAUCCGCACGCUGCAGAAGACUCUUGUCGCAGACCGAGCGCACUUAGUAACCGCUUUACCAACAUUUAA